AUGCUGUGGAGUACUUCCCUACUUCUUCUGGCCAGUGCCGAUUACGCGUUGGCAUCCCAUGGCCGAUCUCAUGCGCACCGUCAUCGUGCGCAUAACCAGGCCAAGCCUGCGGUUGAAGGUGUUGAAACCAUGGACCCAUGGGGUUUGGCAUGGGCUGAUGCCGCACCUGCGCCUGUAGCUGCGCAUGAAGAGGUGCAUACUGUAUUCAAGACUCUCACCAAGACCAUCUAUGGAAAAUGCGCGCCGACAAACACUGGUCUGACGACUAAGAUCCUUGACAACAUUGUUCCUCGGCCAACUUUGACGAAACCUGAGCCCGAGUCUACCAACUCAAAGGUCACCCAACCAAAGCCAACCGAGUCGAAGCCAACCGAGUCGAAGCCAGCCCAUCCGAUUGCCCCCAAGCCUGAGUUCACAAAACCAGAACCAGAACCAACGCAGCCACAAAAUACUAUGUCACUUCCCGUUCAUUCGGAAAUGCACUCUCAUUUAACAAUGCACGCUCAUUCGACCACCGAUGAAGUCACCACCAUCCACAUCCACAAGACAAAAACUGUCACAGCGACUGUCACAGCCACCGCGUCGACCGCCAAGGUCAGCGUCGAUGUCACAGCCCCCAAAGGUACUAUAAUCGCGACUAGCAGUUCAACCAGUGAAUCAGUCGAGGCAAGACCAAAGCCCGACCCCACACGGACAAAGCAAGCACCAAACGUCCUCCAAACCCUCGACAACCUACCGGGUCAAAUCCCAGGCGAUAUAGAUCAGAUUCUUCCCGGUGUAGCAACCGUCGUUCCAGUCCCCGGCCUCCCAAACCUGGACCAAGUCCUUCACCCCGGCUCCCCUGCCAUUCUAGACUGGACCUCCAUCCCCUCCACCUUCACCAGUGAAGGCUUCGGCGGCCAAAGCUCACCAUCCGGCAGCAAUAUCCAGUACAAAGGCAACGUCGGCAAACCAUGGGGCAGCAACAUCAUCUCCGUGAGCCCGGCAGCCGCCCACCGCUACAAAUACGUCGUUCAAUUCAACGGCCCCCAAACCCAGCCCUGGACAGUCCUUAUCUGGAACAAAAUCGGCCCUGACGACAAAAUAGACGGCUGGUACGGGCACUCCGCGUUGACAUUCGUCAUCGCACCGGGGGAAACACACUACGUCGCUUUCGACGAGGACUCGGAAGGUGCAUGGGGAGCCGCGCCAGGAACGCAUGGUCUUCCUACCGAUAGCUGGGGCGGGUAUACCUCCACGUGGGGUGAGUUCAGUUUCGGAGAUGGAGAGAAUAAUGGGUGGUCCGGUUGGGAUGUUUCGGCUAUUCAGGCGCAAGUUGCAGGCCAAGAAGUUCAGGGAAUGAGGAUUUGUAUGGCAGAUGGGAAGGGGUGUUCUGUUAUUACGCCGGGUGCUGAGAAGGUUGUUGAUGCUUAUACGGAGUCGAAGAGGCAUCAUGAUGGGAUUGGGGGUGCGGCUAGUCCGGGGCCGGUUAGGUUGGUUGUAGAUCUGGAUUAUCAGGAGUAA
Molecule: messenger RNA, 1503 nt
Organism: Penicillium atrosanguineum
Lineage: Eukaryota; Fungi; Ascomycota; Eurotiomycetes; Eurotiales; Aspergillaceae
Product: Threonylcarbamoyl-AMP synthase
Exons: 1
Coding region: 1-1503 (500 amino acids)
Cellular component (GO): extracellular region
Molecular function (GO): IgE binding
Source: RefSeq, a predicted model, not a curated record